AUGGAUAAUUGUUUUACCCGAGACUACAGUGGAUUAGGUUCUGGCGCAGGACAGUAUCUUGUCAAGCCAAAAUUUAUACAGACUCGAAAUCAAAUUAUAUCUCGUCUUUCUUCUUUAGAGAAAGAGACGGAUAAAGCAAAAUUUAGGAAUAAAUGCUUAGAUUUGGUUAAUUUUCUAAUUAAGAAAAAGGAUGACCCUCCAGCUUUCACUGAACGAAAACGUUGGGUACCGGUCCUUAGGAAUUAUUUUAAACAUAGAUUUGACAAGAUUACUCAACAUGGAGGUUGUCCUAUGAUUUUUGAACAGAAAGAACGAGAUAUUUUAGAAUUAAAAUAUAAUGCAUUAGAUUUCUGUGAAUUAAAUAAUACCUAUGUGAAAAAACUAAGUAAAUUCAAAAAAGGAGGUAAUAAAUAUGAUUGUAAUAGUAACGCUGAGUGUAAAAAACAUUGUACGGAAUAUAAGGAUUGGUUUACAGGUAAGAAGGAACAUUUCCAGAAUACGAAAAAUCUCAUUAGUGAAAGUUGCAUAUUUAAAAGCUCAUCAUCACAAUUUCCAAAAAGAGAAUGCAAUAUACUAAAUCCUAAAAUAUUUAAUAAGCCUCCUCAAUGCAUAAUAUCUGAACCAGUUGUAUCUAGUCACCUUCCACCUAAAGAAAAUACAUUAAGCUCACCAAAUGUAGAUCAAAUUAAAACGGAAGUUUUUCCUGCACCUGAAGAGAAACAUCCAUCUGGCAAGACAUCUGAUAGUUCACCUGAUAGUUCAACUGUUAAUAUACCUGAUAGUUCCCUUGUUCAUUCUCCAGAGGGUCCAUCUUCAGAUCAAUCUCAACUUCAGACAACAUCUGAAGACACUUCGAUGGAAAAUUUAGUUAAUUUAGGUGUAGAUGCACAGCAUGAAGAUUCUGAAUUACCGAGAGUUCUUGCACAUUCGGCAUCUUCAGAGAAAACAUUAAGCAGUUUUAUAGUACAAUCACCAGGUAGCCCAGAAUUAGAAACAGGUAGUCAUAUUAAAACUAUACCAACAGCUACUGACGUAUCAAUUCCUAAAACCCCUUCUUCUAAUCCUGCAGACUCUGAAAUCCAAGGGAAGUUUAAAAAAAAGAAAAAUAUAAGAAGACAAAUUAAAUUUCUCAGAAUACUACUACCUUCACAUUCUGGCAAGAAAGACAAGUUUUUAUCAUAUGAUCAUUUAGAUCAGCCAAUAUAUGAUGAUGAGGAAAUCAUAAAAAAAUUAAAAAUAUAUGAACAUAACACUAUAAAAAAUACAAAUAUGUUAAAUAGAAAAAAAGAAAGAUCCAAAACUAUUAUAGAAGUACAUAUGGAAGUACUCGAGGAAUUCAGAAAUGAAGAAUGGGAAUUGAACAAAGGAGAAUUUCUAACAAUAUGUCUAGAAAUAUUCAAAAAUGAGGAAGGUAGAUCCUAUCCUAAUUUGAUAAAUGACUAUCAAAUAGAAAAUAUUCAAUGCAGAAGUGAUAAUGAAGAAACAAAUAUUCUGUGGAAUAAAUGGAUAGAAAGGCAUAGAAAUCUUUCUGAAAAAUUGAAAAAAGAACAUUGGUUUAAUAAUUUGAAAAAUAAAUGGAAAAAAGAAAAAUCUAAGGUAAAAAAAAUGGAAGAAUUAAAAAAUAAAUCUUCAAACGAAAAUCAAAAAGUUUCAUUUUUAGAAGGAGAAAAAGAUAUAUGGAGACAGUGGAUAUCAAAAAAGGGUAAAAUUGUAGAACACUAUCUGGAACAGGACUGGUUUAAGGGAUUAACAGAUGAAUUUGAUAAUAUGUUAGAUGAAUAUGAAAAUGAAGAAACUAAAAAUUGUGUGUCACUAAUAAGUAUAGAAGAAAUGGAACAUAACAAAAGUUGUGAAGAAUUAUAUAUAUAUAUUAAAAAAAAAUUAUUAUCAAAAUUGUGUAUACUUGUAUUUAUGACAAUAUUAGAAGAAUGCAAAAAUGAGCAAAAUAUAGAAAAUUACGAAUCAUAUUUAGACAGUUCAAUAAAUGAAUGUAAUUCAGGUGAAUAUUCAGAUAGAAAAUUUCACAAUAUAGAACAUGUUGUUGAUGGGGGAAACCAUAGUUUGGAAAAUAGUAAAAAUACUGAAAUUUUCGAUUAUAAGUUAGAAAACAAUUUUACAGAUGAAAUAAAAAAUUGGAUAGUAGUAGAUGAUACACGUGUAAAUUCUACAUAA
This is a messenger RNA of Plasmodium malariae, 2172 nucleotides long. Its product is annotated as STP1 protein. The coding region runs from base 1 to 2172 and encodes 723 amino acids. NCBI's taxonomy places the organism in Eukaryota, Apicomplexa, Aconoidasida, Haemosporida, Plasmodiidae. The record is from RefSeq and is a predicted model, not a curated record. The transcript is spliced from 3 exons.